AUGAGGCCCAAUGGUGAGCCCCUCCCGACAACACCAACCCUGAAUAACGCUGCCAGCGACACAGAGUCGCUUGGCACUGCCUUCGUUUGCAGUUUUAAUGGCUGCACGGCCCGGCCAUUUGGGACGCAAGCCCUUCUCGACUCCCACGCUGUUGUACAUUCGUCCACGCGUCCAUUUCACUGUUCGGUCAAGGAUUGCUCGCGGAGCUUCAAGCGUAAAAUCGAUCUGACCAAGCAUGGUUGGGUUCACAACUCAUCGGGUUACUCUUGCCCGUUCUGCACUGACAAAAAGCGUGAAUUUUAUCGACCGGACAAUUUGAAUGACUCGGCACGCAGGCAUCUCAGUAGUCAUCACCCCGACAAAGGCAAAGACGAUACGACGCUUCUGCAGGUGUUACCGUGGCGACGCGGUCGCGUUCAGAAAGCGGUGGGUGACCCCUCAAUAUCCUCUGAUGUCCUACCGACUCAGACCGGGCCCUUCGGUCUGUCGGUCUGGGUUCAUCGUGGCCUCCGGUCUGUCGGUCUGGAUCCGUCUGGCUUCAGCAGCCCGGUCGGUCUAGGUCUGACAGUCUGA
Molecule: messenger RNA, 573 nt
Organism: Purpureocillium lilacinum
Lineage: Eukaryota; Fungi; Ascomycota; Sordariomycetes; Hypocreales; Ophiocordycipitaceae
Source: RefSeq, a predicted model, not a curated record